AUGCAGAGAAGCAGCACUACCUCACCGGCCAUGGCCCAUCGUCUACGCACAAGCUCUUCGGAGGUCAUCGCCGUCUCAACCCACGCAUUCGACCUUGGCUCCGCUCUCCGCGAGCCCGGUGUCUCUUGCUCGACUCUCACCGUGGGCCGCUAG
Molecule: messenger RNA, 153 nt
Organism: Colletotrichum paranaense
Lineage: Eukaryota; Fungi; Ascomycota; Sordariomycetes; Glomerellales; Glomerellaceae
Exons: 2
Coding region: 1-153 (50 amino acids)
Source: RefSeq, a predicted model, not a curated record